Molecule: messenger RNA, 941 nt
Organism: Rhodamnia argentea
Lineage: Eukaryota; Viridiplantae; Streptophyta; Magnoliopsida; Myrtales; Myrtaceae
Exons: 2
Coding region: 363-698 (111 amino acids)
Source: RefSeq, a predicted model, not a curated record
UUAAAUCAGUUUCAUAUGUCGCCAAUCUCUAAGCAUCGGUCAAUCGAGUUCCUUCUUUAACCUUCGUUCGCAUCUUCUUUUCCUCCUCCUCUCGCUGUCUGAUUGGGUAGAUGGUCAUGGUUGCUUCUUUGUAUGAACCGCCCAUUUUUUAAACCCUUAAAUGAUCUUCUUCUUCUCUCUCCCGGUCUCCACGCAGCAACUGGUUGAAAACCAGCAACUUCUCAUCUUCUCAACGAUAUAAAAAUAGAAAAAUUCAUUCAGACCCCCUCUCUUUCUUUUCUAUCUUUUCUUCCGUGAGUCUCAAGGGACAACUUUGAUCUCAUAAUUGUUGCUUGGAGAGAGAGAGAGAGAGAGAGAGAGAGAUGGAGAAUUCAAUGGGAGUGGGGCUGUUGGCGGUCUGUGCAGUCUCAGGAAGCGUAGCCCUCAUUGCCCUUCAAGUCCAGAAGCGCUUGCUCUCUGAUUUCAUGAAGAAGAUCGAGUCUGAACUUCAGGGAUUGGGAACAUCACAGAAGUACAAGACCAAAAAGAAGGUCCAGUUCGCGGAGGACGUGAUUGAGCCAUCGUCGAACAACAGAGAGUACAGGCGAUCGAAAUGCCAAGCCAAGACUGAUCAGGGUUUCGACAUGCCGGCGAACAGGCAGGUUCUGUAUAAAGGGCUCGUCCAACAUAGGAUGCACAGAGGCUGCAGUGCGUUGUGACAUUCCUAGCUGUUCCUCUGAUGUAGUUUUGAGGAUUUGGUGUCUUGUUCUUUUUCUUUUUUUUUCUGGCGUAUCAACUGUAAAUGGAAUUUUCUGGUUUUCUGUUUGGCCUGAAGCACAAAAAAAAAAAAAAAAAAAAUUUGUAGAUGUCUGUAGUUUCUUGGUGAUGGGUUUCAGGCGUUGACUUGUCAUGUCAAGAAUGUGUUGCGCCUGAUGUACAUGGAAAUGACGGCAAUUGGAAAA